CCAUAGACAUCAACACGUGCAGCAUUGGUGGCUAGUUUUGGUUGCUAGCUGAACAGUUUUUAGACUUUUUAUCGUAAAAAGUAUUGGGGAGUCACAAGUCAAAUUGAAAUGGGUGUUCAGAAGAAAAAGUAUGAAAGGGGCGCUGCCACCAACUACAUCACCAGAAAUAGAGCACGCAAGAAGUUGAUGCUGAGCCUCGCAGACUUCAGGCGGCUGUGCAUCCUUAAAGGCAUUUAUCCUCAUGAGCCAAAACACAAGAAGAAGGUGAACAAGGGCUCCACGGCACCAAGGACUUUCUACCUGCUCAAAGACAUCCGCUUCCUGCUGCAUGAGCCCAUCGUUGGCAAGUUCAGAGAGUAUAAGAUAUUUGUACGAAAACUAAAGARGGCUUAUGGAAAAACAGAGUGGACUGAUGUGGAAAGACUUAAAGACAACAAGCCAUCAUAUAAACUGGAUCACAUCGUCAAAGAGAGGUAUCCCACCUUCAUUGAUGCCCUCCGGGACAUUGACGAUGCCCUCUGCAUGUGCUUCCUUUUCUCCACAUUCGCCAGAACGGGAAAAUGCCACGUGCAAACAAUUCAGCUGUGCAGACGUCUUUCUGUGGAGUGGAUGAACUUUGUGGUUGCAUCUCGUGCUCUUCGAAAGGUUUUCCUCUCCAUCAAGGGAAUAUAUUAUCAAGCAGAGGUGAUGGGACAGCUCAUUACAUGGCUGGUGCCAUAUCAGUUCUCCCAUGAUCACCCGACAGAUGUCGACUACAGAGUCAUGGCAACGUUCACAGAGUUGUACACCACCCUUCUGGGGUUUGUCAACUUCAGACUCUACCAUUCUCUCAACUUGGUCUAUCCUCCAAAGCUGGACAGUAAAGCAGAAUCUGAACUCAAAGAGGAGCAUGAAGAAGAUUAUGCCAUGAAUUCAGAGAGCUACUUGGAGAAACUGUCUUCUCUGAGUUCCAGUCUGGCACGUGUAGUUUCUGCAGACGAGGAAGAGGAGGCUAAACUYGAUCAGUUCCCCACUGAAGAGGAGGACAUGGAGAAGAUGGAAUCUAGAGAGAAAGAACUCAAACAAUUGGAAACCCAGAAGAAGUUGUUUGAGGGUCUUAAGUUCUUCCUCAACAGAGAAGUCCCCCGAGAGUCUCUGGCUUUUAUCAUCAGGUGUUUUGGUGGUCAAGUGUCCUGGGACAAGUCUGUUUGCAUUGGGAGCACGUAUGAYGUGACAGAUGAGACUAUCACACAUCAAAUUGUUGACAGACCAAAUGUUGACAAACAGUACAUAAACAGGUACUACAUACAGCCCCAAUGGGUGUACGAUUGUGUUAAUGCUAAAAUGUGUUUGCCCGUGGAGGACUAUUUCCUUGGAGUGACUCUGCCACCUCACCUGUCUCCAUUUGUGGAGGAGAAGGAAGGGGAUUACGUGCCCCCUGAGAAGCUGAAGAUAAUGGCCUUACAGCGAGGAGAAAGAACUGCUCAGGAAGAGGAGGAGGAAGAUGAGGAAGAAGAAGAAGACGACGACGACGAUGAUGAAGAGGAUGAUGAUGAAGAAGAAGAGGAAGAUGACGACGACGAGAAAGAUGAUGAGAAAAAUCUCAAGAAGAUGGAGGAACAAAGAUCCCUGGGCAAGUCUUUAAAAGUUAAAGUGACGCCUGGAAAAGUGAAAGCAGAAAAUCCAGCACGCUUGAGGGAGGAGGAGAAGGCUGAGGAGAAACGUCUCGCCAUUAUGAUGAUGAAGAAAAAGGAGAAGUACCUCUACGAUAAGAUCAUGUUUGGAAAGAAAAGAAAAAUCAGAGAGGCCAACAAGCUUGCUGCCAAGAGGAAAGCUCAUGAUGAUGCUGAAAAAGCAAAGAAGAAGAAGAAGGCCAGAAAAUAACUUCUCUUGAUGUUUGGCUGAAACUGACUUUGUGCAACUUUUAAGGCUAAUGUGAGAUAAAAAUCUGUAAAGCCUCCAGUUUCAUACAAAAUUUCAAGAUGUAAUGAUUAAUGUAAAAGUAAUUCCCUUUUUGUGUAUUAAGUUCGUUGUUCUUCAUUAAUAAACACCUUUCAUUUAA
Molecule: messenger RNA, 2041 nt
Organism: Austrofundulus limnaeus
Lineage: Eukaryota; Metazoa; Chordata; Actinopteri; Cyprinodontiformes; Rivulidae
Gene: pes1
Product: pescadillo
Exons: 15
Coding region: 109-1863 (584 amino acids)
Biological process (GO): maturation of LSU-rRNA from tricistronic rRNA transcript (SSU-rRNA, 5.8S rRNA, LSU-rRNA); ribosome biogenesis
Cellular component (GO): nucleolus; PeBoW complex
Molecular function (GO): RNA binding
Source: RefSeq, a predicted model, not a curated record